Molecule: messenger RNA, 2862 nt
Organism: Clupea harengus (Atlantic herring)
Lineage: Eukaryota; Metazoa; Chordata; Actinopteri; Clupeiformes; Clupeidae
Gene: slc8a2a
Product: solute carrier family 8 member 2a
Exons: 11
Coding region: 81-2840 (919 amino acids)
Biological process (GO): sodium ion transmembrane transport; calcium ion import across plasma membrane; cell communication
Cellular component (GO): axon; postsynapse; sarcolemma
Molecular function (GO): calcium:sodium antiporter activity
Source: RefSeq, a predicted model, not a curated record
AAUUUUAUCUUUUUUCUGUUCUUUUUCCUCCUUCUGAACAGUUUUUUUUACCUCUUUGUUGAUUACCCUACAAGGACACAAUGGUUGCCCUUCCUUUUUCCGUUCUAUUAUUUCUGCAUCUUCUGUUCCUUUGUGGACUGGAUGUGUCGGCCUCCCUCACUAUCUCUCUGUCAGCCCAGGGGAACAGCAGCAGCGGCGGUAUUUCCAGCAGUGUGCCUUCGAAGCGUACCUGCACUGAUCAGGUAGUAUGUAGACCAGGCAUUCUGCUGCCCGUGUGGCUCCCGCAGGACCCAGGGAUGGGUGAGCAAGCAGGACGAGCAGUGCUCUACUUCAGCUGCCUGAUCUACAUGUUUCUUGGGGUGUCGAUCGUCGCAGACCGCUUCAUGGCUGCCAUAGAGGUCAUCACCUCACAGGAAAGAGAAGUUCAAGUGACAAGUUCAAAUGGAGAGGUAACAAUUGCAAAAGUGAGAGUAUGGAACGAGACGGUGUCCAAUCUUACUUUAAUGGCCUUAGGAUCCUCUGCUCCUGAAAUCCUAUUAUCUGUGAUUGAGGUCUGUGGGCACGGCUUUGAAUCAGGGGACCUUGGCCCAGGAACCAUUGUGGGCAGUGCUGCAUUCAAUAUGUUUGUGAUCAUUGGACUGUGUGUGUGGGUCAUCCCCGCCGAGGAGUCACGGAAGAUCAAACACCUACGGGUAUUUUUUGUGACGGCUUUCUGGAGCAUCUUUGCAUACAUAUGGCUGUAUCUCAUCCUUGCAGUCAUAUCCCCAGGCAUUGUUGAGGUGUGGGAGGCUGUAGUCACCUUGCUUUUCUUCCCACUGUGUGUCCUCCUGGCCUGGAUUGCAGAUCGUCGACUUCUCUUCUACAAAUAUCUCCACAAGCGCUACCGUGCUGACAAGCGCCAUGGCAUCAUUGUAGAGACAGAGGGUGGCCUGAAUCCUAAGGCUAUUGAUGUCAUCAUGGAGGGAAAGUUCCAUGAAAUAAAUCCAAGUAAUUCUACAACUAACUCCACAAGUACAAUUAUAUCCGUGGAGAACAGCACAGAGGAGGAACCCAACAAAGAAGAGGUGAUCCGGAUGCUGAAAGACCUACGGCUGAAGCACCCAGACAAAGACCUUGACCAGCUCAUUGAAAUGGCAAACUACUCCACAUUGGUGGCACAGCGCAAAAGUCGGGCUUUCUACCGCGUUCAGGCCACCCGCAUGAUGAUUGGUGCUGGCAAUGUUCUAAAGAAGUAUGCGGCAGCUGGACAGGCUCGCCGAGCUGCUGCCGAAGCCUCACUCGAAGACCCGGACUUUGCCUUCUGUACCUGUAUCACCUUUGAGGAGGCGCAGUACCAGUGCUCCGAGAACUGUGGGACAGUGAGCUUGUGGGUGACGUGUCAGGGAGGCACAAGGAGCAGUGCAUGUCUCGUGGACUACCACACAGAAAAUGGCUCUGCCAAUGCUGGGGCAGACUACCAGUACACACAGGGGACACUUGAGUUCAAACCGGGAGAGACAAGGAAAGAGAUCAAGGUUGGUAUUAUCGAUGAUGAAAUGUUUGAAGAGGAUGAGCAUUUUUUUGUCCGUCUGCACAACUUACGAGAGGGCGAUGGUCCUGCCAGUUGCGAUGGGGCAGAGAACAGUAAGCUCAGGCUGGUAGAGCCUCAGUUGGCGAUGGUGACCAUCUUGGAUGACGAUCAUGCUGGCAUCUUUUCAUUCAUUCAGAAGGAACUCAGGGUAAGCGAAAGUUCUGGCACAGUCGAAGUGACCGUUGUACGGAGUUCGGGAGUAAGGGGCACUGUUGCGGUGCCCUAUCACACAGAGGAUGGCACUGCCCGCCAUGGCAUCGACUACGAUCAGACACAGGGGGAGCUAGAGUUCAUCAAUGAAGUGACCAGUGCAAUACUAAAGGUACGCAUUAUUAAUAUUGAGGAGCAUGAAAAAAGAGAGAAUUUCUACAUCAUCCUCGAAGAGCCAAAAUGGCUGAAAAGAGGAAUUUCAGAUGCACCUAGCCCAGAGGAGGAGGAAGCCAGGCGGAUAGCUGAGAUGGGGAAGCCUGUUCUGGGAGAGCACAGCCGUCUCAAGGUCAUCAUAGAAGAAUCCACUGAGUUGAAGACCACAGUGGAUCAACUGCUGAAGGACACCAACAUGGCUGUAGUGAUCGGAACCCACUCCUGGAAGGAGCAGUUUAUUGAGGCAGUAACUGUUCGUGAUGGCGAAGAGGACGACGAAGGAGAGCAGCAGCGCCCGUCCGGCUGUGACUACUGCAUGCACGUGUUUACAGUGUUCUGGAAGAUUCUCUUUGCCUUUGUGCCCCCUUCCGAGUACUGCAAUGGCUGGGCCUGCUUCGUGGUCUCCAUCUGUAUGAUAGGUCUUCUUACGGCUGUCAUUGGAGACCUUGCCUCUCACUUCGGCUGCACCGUGGGCCUACGGGACACAGUCACUGCUGUGGUGUUUGUGGCCCUAGGCACCUCCAUACCAGAUACCUUUGCUAGUAAAGUGGCUGCUGUACAGGACAAAUAUGCUGACGCGUGUGUGGGAAAUGUAACGGGCAGCAAUGCCGUGAAUGUGUUCCUGGGCAUCGGCGUGGCCUGGUCAGUGGCAGCCAUCUACUGGGAAGUCAAAGGAGAGGUGUUCCGUGUGGAUCCCGGCUCGUUAGCCUUCUCCGUCACCCUCUACACCAUCUUCGCCUUCGUCUGUAUGGCCGUGCUCAUGUUCCGGCGAAAACCGUCUAUCGGAGGAGAACUCGGGGGUUCACGCGUUUCGAGGAUCUGCACGACUCUUCUUUUCUUCGGCCUGUGGCUCCUGUACAUUCUCUUCGCCAGUCUGGAAGCCUACUGCCAUAUCACUGGCUUCUGAGAGAAUGGAAACACACAAGUAC